AUGUCUUUAGCUAACGGCAACGUAAUUAUUCAAAAAACUCAUUUCGGAUGGAUUCUGAGAGGAAAAACGCCUGGUGUAGCAGGUCCAAUUGCCGCCAAGUGCAAUUUAUCAUUCAAUUUAUUAAACAAGAAAAUUUGUGAAUUUUGGGAAAUUGAAAAUGGGCCUAACGAAAGAACUAAAUCUCACGAAGAAAGCGCAUGCGAAAUUCACUUCCAAGAAAAUACGCACCGCGAUUCCGCAACCGGCCGUUAUAUCGUGAAACUUCCGUUCAAGGAAGAUUCAAAUGGUCUCAGCGAGUCAUACUCUCAUGCACUCAAACGAUUUCACUCGCUAGAACGAUCGUUAGGUAGGAACCCUGAAUUAAAAGAUAAAUAUAUCACCUUUAUGAGCGAAUAUUCGGAAUUGGACCAUAUGCCUGAGGAUAAAUCUGCAUCGAUUUACGACUGUUAUUUUUUGCCUCAUCAUGCCAUAAUUAAACAAUCUAGCUUAACAACAAAACUUAGAAACGUUUUUGACGCGUCAGCGAAAACAUCCAACGGGAAUUCUUUGAACGAUAUACUCAUGAACUUGUGGCAAUUAAACAUCGGUUGGGACGAAUCGGUUCCACCUGAAAUAGAAGAGUCCUGGUUGGAUCUCAAACAAAAUUUAGCGCUCCUCCGAGAAAUCGAAAUCAAUCGAAAAAUAGUCGUCAAUAAUUAUGUCUCGCUUCAAAUGCACGGUUAUUGUGAUGCCAGUGAAAAGGCAUUCGGGGCCUGUAUUUAUUUUAGAUCAUAUGACAAACGCGGAAUGCAUUUUACUCAAUUGGUAUGCUCGAAAUCUAGAGUCGCGCCAUUGAAAACGUUAUCUUUACCCCGCCUAGAACUCUGUGCUGCAGUUCCAUUAUCUAAAUUAUACUCAACUGUCUCUCAAGCCUUACGAAGACUUCAUAUCGAAAAGACCAUUUUUUGGUGCGAUUCUACCAUAACGUUACAUUGGAUAAAUAGUCCCACUAAUACUUUGAAACCCUUCGUCGGAAAUCGAGUUGCGGAAAUCCAAUCGCUGACACAAUCUCUCGAAUGGCGGCACGUGCGCACCGAGCACAAUCCCGCGGACCUUGUCUCGCGCGGUCUCGCAUCGCAACAGCUUAUUAACAAUUCCUUCUGGUUUAAUGGCCCGGCAUGGAUUAAUGACGCUGAUGAAAAUUGGCCUGUAUCACAUUUAGAACCCAUUGAAAUCCCUGAAUUAAAAAAAACAGUUGUCAGUUUGGCAGUCAAUCUAGCACGCGUGAACGAUAUCACUAAUUCGCUUUUAGAGAAGGCUCAGUCUUUUAAUAAACUCAUACGUGUGAUAGCUUUUUCUCUAAGAUUUAUCAAUAUGAAGGUUCAUAAACAAAUAAUAAGGGGCCAACUUUCUUCAGCCGAACUUCAAUCAUCGACUAUCUGUGUUAUCAAAUUAGUACAGCGUGCAUCAUUCUUGGGUGAGAUUAAAAUGCAUGAAUCGAAAAAACGAAUCGAAGGGAGAUUAGUUUUACUCUCUCCUAUUUUGGAUUCGGAAGGUGUACUCAGGGUUGGCGGUAGAUUAAGAAAUUCCGAUCUCAAUUAUGGUCAAAAACAUCCGAUUUUAUUACUACAAAAUCAUAAUGUCACAGCACUUAUACGCGAUCAACACUUGAAACUACUGCACGGUGGCUCUCAAGCGACGCUUAAUGCUACGCGAAACAAUUACUGGAUUAUAAAUGGAAAAACAACGGUAAAAAAGGAAAAGAAAUUCCGAAAUCGAAUCAAAGUUAAAAUCUACGUCGCUAUUUUUGUAUGUUUGGCGACUAAAGCGGUACACAUAGAAGUGGUCAGUGACUUGACCACUGAAGCUUUUCUAGCAGGUUUGAGUCGAUUCUUUUCUAGACGCGGAAAGAGCGCGGACUUUUAUUCCGAUAACGGUACUAAUUUGGUGGGCGCAAAAAACGAAAUCGAUAGUAUUUGUAACUUUUUGAACUCUGAAGAACACAAUGAUACCAUGUCUCGAGUCCUCGCUAAUCAUCGCAUUAAUUGGCAUUGCAUCCCCCCACGUUCACCACACUUUGGUGGACUAUUGGAGGCUGCGGUGAAAUCCUUUAAGCGCCACUGGAUUCGCGUUAUCGGAGAAAGGGUUCUAACCUACGAAGAGUUUACAACGCUUGCAACUGAGGUAGAGGCUAUCCUGAAUUCACGUCCCUUGACCUCCAUACCCUCUGAUCCUAACGAUUUGACAGCUCUAACUCCAGGUCACUUUUUGAUAGGUGACUCUAUAAUAGGUGUACCCGAGCACGACCUGAAGGGCUUUCCGUCGGGAUGA
Messenger RNA from Belonocnema kinseyi, 2310 nucleotides. RefSeq lists its product as uncharacterized. The record is from RefSeq and is a predicted model, not a curated record. Bases 1 to 2310 code for a protein of 769 amino acids. Gene Ontology annotation, biological process: DNA integration. The transcript has 3 exons. Gene Ontology annotation, molecular function: nucleic acid binding. NCBI's taxonomy places the organism in Eukaryota, Metazoa, Arthropoda, Insecta, Hymenoptera, Cynipidae.